Messenger RNA from Fusarium oxysporum Fo47, 2195 nucleotides. Its product is annotated as fungal specific transcription factor domain-containing protein. The transcript is spliced from 5 exons. The record is from RefSeq and is a predicted model, not a curated record. NCBI's taxonomy places the organism in Eukaryota, Fungi, Ascomycota, Sordariomycetes, Hypocreales, Nectriaceae. Gene Ontology annotation, molecular function: DNA-binding transcription factor activity, RNA polymerase II-specific; zinc ion binding; RNA polymerase II cis-regulatory region sequence-specific DNA binding. Gene Ontology annotation, cellular component: nucleus. Gene Ontology annotation, biological process: positive regulation of transcription from RNA polymerase II promoter by galactose; DNA-templated transcription. The coding region runs from base 21 to 2195 and encodes 724 amino acids.
UUUACAGCGUUCUUGUCGUCAUGUCUGAAGAGCACCCGGUACUAAAGCCGAAAAAGCGGAACUCGGCCGAUGCUGAGAGUGUUGCUGAUACACCUGCUCCAAGGAGUAAGAGGGGCAAAUAUACCUCUGUUGCUUGUGAUGAUUGUAAGAAAAAGAAACUCAAGUGUAUUCCCUCAGAGGAUAACACGUGUGAGAGAUGUAUCGCCGGUGGCUUGACGUGUACGUUCGCGACCAGCACACAAGCUACCAAAGAGAAACCCGAUGAAAAUCAAAAUAUUCAAGCUCUGAACCAUCAAUUAUCAGAGCUUCGUCAACAAAUGUCAGAUCUUGUCGGCGUCGUCCGCGAACUCAAAGACCAGAACCAGAGCCAACACCAAAGCCAUCCCCAAGAUGCAUCAACCGUAUCAUCCCACAACAUAGUAACCCACUCACCCGCCAGCACCCACCGCGGCGAAAUGCCCAAACAGCCCCAGUUCGUCGGUCCAACGCGUUCAGCAUUCGGUAUCCUCGUCAGCGAACGCUCGCUAAACCGCAUGGGCGUGCCCAAAUUCGACUCAAUGCCCCCCAGCGGCGCCCAAUCUCCUAUUGAACCAGUCCUAGACUCCAUCAACGACCUAAGUUUCUGGCACUGCUGUACGGCGAGUGAUAUCACAAAGUAUCUUGUUAAUUUCCAGGAGGAGGUUGAAUCUGUGUAUCCGUUUAUUGAUAUUGCGGAGUAUAUCGCGCAGUCGAAAGAGAUAUUGCAGGCGAUUCGUGGUGGGGGGUUGGGGUUUGAGGAUGAGGGGAAGGUGAGUAGUAAGGAUAUUGAUAUUGCAAAGGUGGCGAUAUCGACGGGGAUAUUGUUGGAGGAGCCGAGUAAGCUUGAGUUGGCGACGGCGAUUGUGGACUCGGUUCAGACGAAUGUGUCAAGCAUUCUGAGUCCGCAGGUUGAUUUGAAGGAAGUUCAACUUUUGGCAAUGCUGAGUAUAUACUACUUCCACGCAGGCGAGGAGCUAUUAGCGUGGCGCUCUAUCGGAAUAGCUGCGCGCCAAGCUCUGGAAAUGGGGCUUCAUCGAAAAAGGAGUCUUUUGGAUAACUUCAAAGACACUGAUUCUCGCCGCCUAGCUACACGGGUGUUUUGGUGCGUGUACGUGCUUGAUCGACGAUGGAGUUUUGGAACGAGUCUAUCGUUUGCGCUGGUCGAUAAGGAUGUUGAUCCAGAGUUGCCGAAACCCGAUGAAGAGUAUUUGUAUCUGCAAUGCAUGGUUGGAUAUGGCCAGCUAUGCUCUAAAAUCUGGGAAGCUAUUCCUCCCUUUGGAUCUGCCUCACAAACCAUUCCGGAUGAUACAGCUGCUAUUCUUGAUCUGAAAACUCAAGAUUGGUUGGACUCUAUUCCACCUCAUCUCCGACUUCGUCAUCCUCGUCUUGGUCUUGCACCACGAGCUCAACCUCGACUGCCACAUCGCCUCCGUGCUCUAUUGUACCUCCGUGGCAAUUACGCCCGUAUCCUGAUUUAUCGGCAUCAUUUGAUGAGUACAGCUAGCAUAGCUGCAAACCCGCAGAACGCAUGGUUGGUAGUCGAUAUAGCGCAGGAUACCAUUCAAGUCUUGGUCCAUCUUCACGCUACGACGGAUAUCUACAAACGACAGCAGAAUGUCUUCAACUACUUCCUGCUAAGUGCUUUGGCAGUCAUCUUCCUAGCAGUCUGUCACGCCCCAGAUAUAUUCUCCGUGCCAUGCAAACGCACCUUCUCAGACGGCGUUGAAUUAGUCAGAGGAUUAUCACGGCACAACAUUGUGAGCAAAAGACUUUGGAAGAGCAUUCGCGGUAUGAUUCCCCGAAUGAACACUUUCGGCUUCCCUCAAAACGGUGAAGAGGGUGAGGCUCGAAAGGAUGAUGAAAAUGGGCACAACGGGCCGACAAACGAACAGAAUGCUCCGCAAGUCGAAGUCAAUGCAGCAGAGCAAGUCCCCAUGGCAAUGCCCGAAAACGAGUCUUUCUCCUUUGGCGACAUGAUGUUUGGCGACGCAGACGUGGCAAACUCAGUACCGGAUAUGUUUCAAAUGAGCGAAUCCCUCCUAAAUCUCUUCAACGCAUUCGGUGAAGGACAGCAAUUCUUACAUCCUGUUCCAAGUACGUUUAGCGAAGAGGGAGAGUAUGCUAUGGCUGCAGAGCAAGGGAAGGAUAUAUCCAUGAGAUUCCAAGGCUUAAUAUGA